Messenger RNA from Myxocyprinus asiaticus (Chinese sucker), 9374 nucleotides. It is a transcript of the gene pik3c2b, whose product is annotated as phosphatidylinositol-4-phosphate 3-kinase, catalytic subunit type 2 beta. Bases 850 to 5604 code for a protein of 1584 amino acids. The record is from RefSeq and is a predicted model, not a curated record. Gene Ontology annotation, molecular function: 1-phosphatidylinositol-3-kinase activity; phosphatidylinositol binding; 1-phosphatidylinositol-4-phosphate 3-kinase activity. Lineage: Eukaryota; Metazoa; Chordata; Actinopteri; Cypriniformes; Catostomidae. Gene Ontology annotation, biological process: phosphatidylinositol-mediated signaling; cell migration; phosphatidylinositol 3-kinase/protein kinase B signal transduction. The transcript has 34 exons. Gene Ontology annotation, cellular component: phosphatidylinositol 3-kinase complex; plasma membrane; cytoplasm.
CCGAAAACCACAGUAAAGCGAGUCGCCAAUCAAAUAACCCGGUCAGUAAACAGAGCGAGAGUGAGAGAGGAUAAGAGCGUGUCUCAUUUGGAUUAAAAUAAACGCUUUCGUCAUUUGGCUCUGGUCAAUGCACUGAACACGGGAAAACGCCGCCUGAUCGCGAUCUAUCAAACAACACAACAAUUCAGCGCACCGAUCCGCCCAAUAAUAAACGAAAAGGACUAUGACCGCACACAGUUUAGCGACAUAGGCGAUGCAAGAGGCCGUGCACACGUGUGAAUAAUGUGUUGUACCUCUGAAACCACCCACAUAUUUGAUGCUCAGACAAAGCUUCAAGUGGGGGAGACAAGAACAGCCAGACAGGUGUGAAAAAGGGCAAUGUCACUUCUGAAGCAGGAACUGGAAAAUCCAUGGAAACUACGUAGAAACUAGCUGUGAUGUCUGAAAUUGAAAGAUAUUCUUGGCUAGUCGGUUAGAGGUGCCAUGCGUUUCGUAUAGUUAUCUUGCUGUGGUAUUUAUAGUUGCUGUGGUCCCAUUUUUCUAAGUUUUUCUUUAUUAAAAACACGGGCUUGCGAUAAUGGAAUGAUUUUAAUACUUUUAAAAAGUAACAUUUAUGGUGACACAGAUAGCAGAGAAUAGAUGGGGUGCUUGAGUAUUACUUGGUGUGUGUACAUGCGUGCAGAGUGCUCUGGGGCUCAAGCACCCACGGAAAAGCACAAGAUAUUCCCGAUUGGGCGAUUACCUGAGAGAUGAGACAUUUCAAGCCCAAUGAACUUGUUGUGCAACCCGUAGUACCGCCAAGCUCCUUCCUGCGUUCUUCUUGUGCACUGCAGCACCCCCUAUAGGAACAUGUCUGCAGCGCAAACACAAAAUGAUAGGGAGCAGCGUUGGGGCUGUCUAGAAUCUCUGGGCCUCAGCCAGAGGGAACUGGUCCUAGCGGAAGCACUGCAAAUGGAAUACGAUGCCCUUGCCCGCCAUCGACAGGACAAGGGUCCAGGAAGUACGCUACCCGCAGACACCAGCAAGUCGUCCCCCUCGAGGAGUGAGCCCUCCAUGCCUAGACGUGUUCCCAGUCCUCCUUGGAAUCAUUUGCAACAGGGUGUGUCAGGAUCUGACCCCAUCCUCAAUCAUGUUCAGCCCGGGGUGUCGAACCUCUCACGUUCUGUUGGCGAAUCUCACAGCUAUCGUAAAGAAACUCAAUACAUUCUGGAUGAAUGGGAAAAUGACUUUGAGGGAACGUCCCAAUUGCUAACGAAGGGACUCCCACCUCUAGAUGAGCCUCCACCGGUGCCGCCCAGAAACCCCAUCCCCCAGAAUGAUCCGUUCAUUGUCCAUCGAAACUCAUCUCCACGGGAUGUGAAUUUGUUCACUCCAGAGGUGGACCAGCCCAAGCUUUCAUCCGGAGACACUCUUAACUACGAUAACCUCAAUGACUCUCUGAGCAAGCUCAAUGUGGAUUGGCCAUCACCUCGAAGCCGAAGAGUAAAUGGGGACAAAUCAGGGAAGGCGGUAGCUCGCAGCAACACUCUUCCACCUCAGGUUCCCCCCCGCAGCUAUCUUCCAGUGCAGAAGAGCACUAGAAGCCAGCGCAGAGUGUCAGUUGAUCCGGUGUCUCUGGGGACCAGGCCUAAUGGCUUUGGCUAUGAGCUCUUUCAGGUAUCAGAAGAGAGGGAUGAGGAGGUGGCAGCCUUCUGUCAUGUACUUGACUUGUUGCGAUCGGCGUACCCAUACAAUGAUUGCUCAAAAAAUGCAGGCUUUGUGUGGAGCCCAUGUGUGGCACAGGAGGAACUACAGCAGGGACUGGGGGUCAGCAUCAAGGUCACCGUUUACAGCGACCACUUCAGAGAGCCGCUCACCUUCUCUUGUGAUGGAUCCUCCACCGUAGACCUGCUAAUCUAUCAGACUCUCUGCUAUGCCCAUGAAGACUUGGAUAUGAUUGAUGUGGAUGACUACCUACUAAAAAUCUAUGGCCAGGCAGAGUUCCUCAAAAACAAUCAGACUCUGGUGAGCUUUGAGUACAUCCAGCAGUCUUUGAAGUUCGACUGGGACAUUCAACUCUGUCUUACCAAAAGAAGUUCUGUGAACAUGGAACUCAUUCGAACGAUGGAGGAUGAUGAGACUCCAUCCACCAUGAACCACAAUAUUGUUCUGCAAGAGAGGCCAAUCAAACAGACUGUGACCAGGGAGGCGUUGACUCUACUCCUGGACACCUUUCACAAUGAAGCAGAGUCCUUCCUUUUAUCGGAGGUGGAGUUGCCAUUGCAUGUGGAGCGGUUAGUGCAGUCAGUAAAGGCCCUGUGCAGCUCCCUAGCAGCUGUUGAAACACCUGACAUCACUGCUGCCCUCAACCAGCUGCCAGCGUGCCCUUGCAGACUGCAACCUAAAGUGCAGAAGGAUGUCAGUGUCUUGGCAAAGAGAGAAAAUAGAGCAAAAAUAGUAGAGAAGUUGACCGCAGUCAUCUUGGAUCUUGUUGAGCUCUACUGUAGCACUUUCAAUGCUAAUUUUCACACCGUGCCACACAGCAGCAGAGCCACAGCCCCCAUACAGGAAGCUGGAAUGAUCACCAAUGUCCUUUCUUUUAGCGUGUAUGCAGCUCAUCGCAUCCCCAUCACAUGGGCUGCCAGUUAUGAAAAUUUCUUCCUGUCCUGUUCUCUCACCCAUGGUGGGGUGGAGCUCUGUGCACCCCAGCACACCAGUAAACAGUCAGUCAGCAAAUAUCUCUUCCACUUGGUGGUUUGGGACCAGAGAGUUUGCUUCCCCAUCCAGAUCAACCAGUUGCCAAGGGAGUCACAGCUGACCGUGACGCUAUACGCCACCCCUUUACCGCCCCCUGCCGGGGCGGAGGAGAAGAGCAAGCAGAAACGCAGUAUAGAAGCUCUUGGCUGGGUCACCAUGCCCCUAUUCAACUUUAGACAUGUUCUGACGUGUGGGAGGAAGCUACUAGGUCUCUGGCCUUCAACUCCAGGCAGUGGAAACGCUCGGUCCAGUAUGCCCAACUUCAGCCAGCCAGACAGCGUAAUCCUCCAGGUGGACUUUCCCACUUCUUCAUUCGAGGUACGCUUUAGCACCCCUGCUCCUGCAGAGUUCAGUCCCAAGUACGAGUUCUCCCUCCUGGACCAGGUUAGCCAAAGGCAGCUACAUGAUGUCCUGCACAAGAAGUCUCUUUUCUGGUUGAGUCCAGAGGACAAGCGUCUGCUGUGGGAAAAGCGUUAUUUCUGCCAUGUGGAGGCCAGUCGUUUGCCGCUGGUCCUGGCCAGUGCUCCCAGCUGGGAGUGGGCAUGUCUGCCUGACAUCUACGCACUGCUUCGCCAAUGGGGAUGCAUGAACCACCUGGACACCCUAGGCCUCCUGAAUGCCUCGUUUCCAGAUCAGGAGUGCAGGCGCACAGCUGUACAGUGGAUGGACUCCAUCUCAGAUCCUGAGCUUUUGGACUUCCUUCCUCAGUUAGUGCAGGCUCUGAAGUACGAGUGCUAUCUGGACAGUCACUUGGUGCGGUUUCUGCUGAGAAGGGCCAUUGGAGAUGUGCGCGUCGCUCACUACCUCUUCUGGUUGCUGAAAGAUACUCUUCAGGACUCUCAGUUCAGUGUGAGGUAUCAGUACCUGCUGGCCGCUCUGCUCUGCUGCUCUGGUCGUGGUUUGAGGGAGGAGUUUGAUCGGCAAUGCUGGUUGGUCAACAUUCUGGCUAAAGUGGCCCAGCGGGUCAGAGAUGCCUCCCCUUCAUCCAGACAGGCUAUUCUCCGUGAGGGUCUGGAGGAGGUCCGAGAGUUCUUCUCUAUAAAUGGCAGCUGUCGACUUCCCCUCAACCCGGGCCUGCUCGUCAAGGGCAUCAACAUACAGUCUUGCUCCUACUUCAACUCGAAUGCAGUUCCCCUUAAGCUCUCCUUCCAGAACCAGGAUACUCUUGGAGACAACAUCAAUGUCAUCUUUAAGUCUGGAGAUGAUUUGAGGCAGGACAUGCUGACCCUGCAGAUUAUUCGGAUAAUGAAUAAGAUCUGGAUCCAAGAGGGGCUGGACAUGAGGAUGGUGAUCUUCCGUUGCUUCUCUACUGGGCGGGGCAGAGGCAUGGUGGAAAUGAUUCCCAAUUCAGAAACCCUAAGGAAGAUCCAGGUUGAGCACGGAGUGACUGGUUCCUUCAAGGACCGGCCGCUGGCAGACUGGUUGCAGAAACACAACCCCACUGAGGAAGAGUAUGAAAAGGCGGUGGAAAACUUUAUCUAUUCGUGUGCUGGUUGUUGUGUGGCCACCCACAUUCUGGGCAUCUGCGAUCGUCACAACGACAAUAUUAUGCUGAAAACAAGCGGACACAUGUUCCACAUCGACUUCGGCAAGUUCCUGGGCCAUGCACAGAUGUUUGGCAGCAUCAAACGGGACCGGGCUCCUUUUGUGUUUACGUCCGACAUGGCGUAUGUCAUCAAUGGAGGUGACAAGCCAUCAAGCCGUUUCCAUGACUUUGUGGACUUGUGUUGCGAAGCCUACAAUCUCAUAAGGAAACACGCACACCUCUUUCUCAAUCUGCUCGGCCUGAUGAUGUCCAGUGGUAUUCCAGAGUUGUCUGAUGUGGAUGAUUUAAAAUACGUUUAUGAUGCUCUACGACCACACGAGUCUGAAGCAGAUGCCACCAUGCACUUCACCAGGCUAAUUGAAUCUAGUCUGGGCAGUGUGGCCACUAAGCUCAACUUCUUCAUCCAUAACUUGGCCCAAAUGAAGUUUGCAUCCUCUGAGGAGCGCCCUGUACUGUCUUUUGCUCCACGUGUCUACACCCUGAAGACUGACGGCCCAAUUCGCAGCCUGUUUGUUUGCAGACACAUCAAAACCUACUCCCCAAGCAAGGGCUACUCUUAUGUUGUAAAAGUAGAGCGAGAAGGUCAACAGGGAGCAACAUUAGUCCAGAGGACCUUUGAGGAGUUCCAUGAACUUCACAGUAAACUACAGCUCAUAGUCCCUUCCUCAAAACUACCCAGCUUUCCCAGCCGCUAUGCGAUUGGUCGAUCUCGAGGGGAGGCCCUGGCAGACAGAAGGAAAGAGGUGCUAAAUGGAUAUGUUUGGCAUUUGAUCCAUGCUGCUCAAGAGGUGGCACAGUGCGAUCUCAUCUACACCUUCUUUCACCCUCUACCAAGAGACGAACGGGCUGGAAGUGUAGGAACUGUUGUAAAUACAUUUCAUAAUAAGCCAGCAGAUGUGUCUUGGGCUCCUGUGCCCGGUAAGGUGGCAGGUGAAGUAAAGCUCUCGAUUUUGUACAAGAGCGACAAAAUUUUCAUUAUGGUGAUGCACAUCAGAGGCUUGCAACCUUUGCAGGACGGAACAGAUCCUGAUCCCUACGUCAAACUGUACCUCCUCCCUGACCCCCAGAAAACCAGCAAGAGGAAGACUAAGGCAGCCCGUCGCACAUGCAAUCCCACUUACAAUGAAAUGCUGGUGUAUGACCGGAUACCACAUGGUGACUUGCAGCAGAGGACCAUUCACUUGCGAGUACUGAAUGAGGGAGCAUUCUGGGAGAACACCCUGUUGGGUGAAACCAUCAUCCACUUGAAAGACCUCACACCAGGCCAUCGCUGCGUGGAUUGGCACCAACUGGGCACUAGAGGCUUUGACAUAAACCGUUAAAAGAGAAUACCGAGACUGGCGUGUGCAUGUGUUUGUGUUUGUCUUUGCUUAUGGGUCGGGGAGUUGGAGAUGCCCAGCUGCUCAGAAGGCUGUUUCCCCCAGUGGGGGUGUUUUGUUGUUGAUUCUCCAACCCAGGAGACGUGUAGAUUCGGUGAUGGAAUGUCAUCACUUGAUACUGUUCUGGUGGGGUAACGUGCACCAUGUGAACCAGACCUUGGAUGAAAGAAUGCAGUUUUUGGUAACAAUGGGACAAAAACCAUUUGGUGACACAAGGAUUGGCAAUGACCAAGAAAGGACAUUUCAAGAUGAAACUUACAUGCACCAGAUUUUUGGGGUGAUUUCUAGAAAUCUGUUUACAGUUUGCUGUUCAUAUUCACGAAAUUUUAAAGCCCCAUUUUGUCUUCUUGAGAGUGCAAAUUUAAGUUAUUUUCUUUUUAAGAUGUGUCUCUAUUGUGGCUCAAUUUUGAGCCAUGUUGUGUCUUGUGACAUAAGUUGUUUCAGAUUUGGCAAAGGUUUAUCUAGAAAUUAACAAUGUGAGGCUGCUUUUGUACUGUUAACCACUGGUAAGUUUGCAUUGCCUAUGGCAGGAAUUUAUCUGAUCACCAGGAAAAGGGAAAAAUGCUUGAUAGUCUUUGGCUUCAAAAAGAAAUUUGAAACUUGGCUAAUAUAACCACUGCAGUGGAAAUGACAGUUGUACAAUUAUUUCAUACUGAUAGUUUGCAUAUUUACUGAUCAAUUUACCUAUAUGGUUUUGAGGACUAAAGAAACAAGACUAAUUGUAUGAAUCUAGACCUAAGCUGUUUUGUCAUCAGCAGAGUGAAUGUAGAUAUAUAUACAAUAAUUGGGUGCAACCAAACCAUGAAUUGCAUGUACAGUAUAUUGACAACAGAGACAACCUCUGAGGAAAAAGGAAACAUAAACGUCUAACCUUUCUUUCUUUCUAAAAUUAUGGCACAAACUUUAUAUGCUGGGAAGGCUUUUGAAGGGACUUGACCUCAGGGUCAACAAUUUUGCCUUGUUGGUAUAUAAGCAUUAUCUACACAUGAAAAUUUAUAUUUAAAAAUAGUUGAUUUGCAUGUUGUGAAAUUUGCUACUGGAUAAAUAUUGCACUUUUGCAUUUGUUUGUCAAGUACAAUGAACUCACUUUUUUUCCAAGUUUUAUUGGUGAUUAUAAUUUUUUGUUUUGGUCAAAGGAAAUGAAAUUAAAGCUUUACACUGUAGUUCCAUCAGUAUUUCCAUUGCUUCUUAUGUAAAACUGCAUGUAAAUUUAGUGCUAAAUAUACCACAGGAGCUUCUCUUUUCCCUGAGAAACUUGUCCUGGGAAACACUUUGCAUUCCAAUUUGCUUUGCACUCAGUUUGAUUUUGAGGAGAAAUACCUGAUAGCUGAAUGACAGGUCUAAGGUAUAAUGGGGGAAAAAAAGAAGUGAUUUGUUGUUUGUUUGUUUUUAUUAUUAUUAUAUCAUUGGGUUAGAACUUAUAGGAAAAGUAUGAGAGGUUUUGAGCAAAACUACAUCACAGGACCUUUUUUCAUUCUUUUAUUGAAUUCAUACCUUGAUAAAUAAAUAACUUGCCAGUCAAAAGUUCAACCCCUGUAUGUCAAGGUGCUGUAACAAUCAUACCAUAUUCACAAUAGCACCAUCUUUUAGGGAUAGACUUACCAUCUCUUCAAUGGCAUGUACUAAAAGCUAUAAUUGUCCACAAUUAUUUUGUCUACUGAUAUUUCUUGGAAAGAUAUUUUUUCAAUGUUUCGUCAUCAGAACGAUCCAAAAAACUUUAAACAACCGCAUGUCUAUCCCUCAGCCUCGAUGUCAUUCCCGUCAAAAAUCAAAGAUGGCGCUGCCGUGAAUAAGGUGUAAUUCUAGUCUGAUCAUCCAUGAGCCAAAUUAGUCCAUUUUCUGUGGCUCUUUCUAACCAGACAAACAUGUCCCUUUCAAAAAUGUUGAAUUUACAAGUAGUGAACUUUUAUUUAAAAUUAUGAAUGGUAAAAAAAAAAAUUUUUUCCCUCAAGGGCACUACUGUGUGAAGUUUAACAUAUGAGAAAUGAUUGUACCAUUGCAUGCCAACCCAUGAGCAAAACCGAUUGUUCGAAAAGGGAUCUUUUUGAUGUGAAUGUGCAGAGUGUGGGUAUAAAGGUAUAAAACUUCAAUAACAUCAGUGACCCUUAUUUAAAUAACAAAAGAGGAUGUAAGGGCAACAAAUAGGAUUAGCACACUGUAAAAGCUGAGAAUAUAAUUGUGAUGGGAUUUAUGGAUAGAAAUGGGCUUUAUCCCAUUUUUAGACAAAAUGUGUAAUGUGUUCUAAUUUCAAACCAUGUGUUUUUUUUUUUUUUUUUUGUUGUUUUUUUUUUUACUUUAUUUGCACUUAAUAAAUGCACAGGAAAGCGGAUUUGAAAACAGUGAAUGUUUUUGCCUUUGCUGCCUAUAGCCUAUUUGCCUUUGUUGGGUUUUGGACACUCAUUGCCUACUAAACCUGUAGUACAAUAUGGUGCAAUUAACAAUGACAAAUGAUGAAACAAAAUACAAACGCUAAUCUUUCUCCAGUAAUUCCCCUUUCCCAGACAUGUACAAAUUUCAGUUGCAUAGCACUGACUGCUACAAUCCGAUUUACUGAGUGAGACAACAGUGACUUUAUCCCAUAUGCCAUUUUGGCUACCAUAACACUGAGGUAAGAAUUACAUCAGGCCUGGGCUUAUCAUAAAUGCUUUUAAUUGCUUGUCUGUGAAGUGCAUGUUCUUCCACAUUACGAAUUAUGAUUCGGACAAAUCUCCAGAGAAUUAAGAUGACAAAUGUCUUGUUCAUCCAUGCAUGCCAAUGCAUCAAAUUAUAACAUCCCACUGUGAAUACAUUUAAUUAGGAUAACCUGGAAAUAAAAUUAAGCUCUCUUCUCACUUCACAAACUAGUCUGUAAAUGGACAGACAAAAGUGUUUUUUAAAUGAAAUGCGUGGCAUGGGUGUGAUUCAGAAAGUACUGUAAUGAAGACUAGCUCAUAAUGUGUUGUUGAAAUUUAAUUAAAAGCAAUUGAAGGGACAUUGCACAUUCUUCAGGUUAUCUGCAUAGUCAAGCCCAUUAUAAACAUUAACCCUGUACCGGAAGUAUUCUCCAAAAUAGUCAUUGCACAGACCUAAUUACAAAUGGAUCUGUCAGAUAUGCUCGAAAUCUCACUAGACUAGAUUAGUCCAAAUGAUUUCCAUUUUGCGGUUUAAUCAAAACUCCCACAGAAGAAGGCAACAAUAUGCGACUGGACGGACACAGAAGAUUUACUUCAUCAGAAGGGGUUUCUGUAUGUAUUGCAUGGUCAUUGCGUGACAUGCACUGAAUAUCUUAUCUACUGUUACACACGUCUCACAAAGUACCACGUGUUAGGGUUGCCACCCGUCCCGUAAAAUACGGCAUAGUCCUGUAUUUAAAGAUAAAAUGAUUCAAUGCGGGGCGCGAUUUGUCCCGUAUUUAAGCUGGUAGAUGGCUUCACAGUGAAAUCGUUCAAGAUCGCCAAUUUAACAUUUGAUACAAGUUGUAAAAUUUGCCUACUGUGGGUAAGGGACCGUCUGAAAAGUCCACACAUUGUGCCAAAACGUGCUAAUACUGUGGGGGGUGUAGUAAGGGACCGUCUGAAAAGUCCACAAAUGGUGGUAAAACUGUGGAGUUUUUUUUCUAUAUAAAUGUUCAAUAAGAUCCAUGUAUGAAUACAAUCAUAAAGACAAGUACAGGUGAAGGAAAAAAAUAAAUAAAAUUAAAUUAUAAAAAAUAUGUAUAAACCAUCCAAAAUGUA